CACAGGACUGAGCGGGCGAGCUGCGUCCCGCCUCCAGCAACCUUCUGAGGAGAGAGUCCACAUAAUGGCAGGAAGCACAACACGGGCUGAAUGACAGUGAGCGCAGCCUGCAGUGGACGCUGAGCAGAGGCUAGCCCUGCUGCAGCCUGGGUGUGCUGGGACUACGUGAGCGGCAGUGCGCUGGGUGCAGGCUUGUGUGGGUGGCCUUCAUGGAGAUGCUUCUGUGACAGUCACUGAUGCGUUCAGCUGCCCCUGAGGAUGUGAGUGGACGGAGCCUCAAGGUCCCUGGAAGUUAUUACAUGGAUUCGAAUCAACGGGGAAGUCCAAUAGCACAGCCUUAUCUGGGGGAGCCAGUGAGUAGUUCCAUAAUUCAUUGCUGCUUGCAGUGUGUGCUGAGAGAGUGCACCAGGCUGCUGUGCCAGGGUGCUGUAGCGUGAAGAAGGGAAUGUCCCUUUGAAUCUGACAAUGAAAAUACCUAUAGGAGAGAAAUUACAGUAAAUGUACAGAACUCCGCUGGAAGGAAGAGGAGGGGGAGAUCCAGAGCUUGAAGAAUGAGAGAGCAUCUCCGAGACCCAGCGCUCACAACUAAAGUGUAACACUUGCGGACGGUUUCUGAGACCUGAGUAGGGUUAGAUCUUAUUAUAUUUUUCUAUCAAGAUUUUUCUUUUUUCUUUUGUCACUGGUUUCCAUCAUUGGAUGCUAUGGCUCAUCGUAGGAGAGGAAGCUAUGACCAUCGGGACAUCGUGGUAAAAUACAUCCAUUAUAAGCUGUCACAGAGGGGCUAUGAAUGGGAGGAAGGGAGACAGAUUUCUUCUGGCUUUCCAGCGACUUCUGCUGCUAACAAUAAUCUUACUAAUGACGGAGAGGUGUCUGCCGUACCUGGUGGUCCAGCUGGACAACCUCUUGCUUCAGAUUUGCCUGCUGCUUCCUCUUCAGAUAAUGAAUCUCAGAGUAAUUUUCCAGUACCACUUCUAGACAAUGCACCUGCUGCUCCCAGAAGCUCUACAUCUGCUGCAUCCCCCAUCCCUUCACCCCAGGCAGAUUUGGAUGUUGCCCAGAGAGAAGGGAAUGUUGAUGAAGAUGCUGGUCAACCGCUUGGUGAAGGUAAUGGUGAAGUCGCCCCUUUACAACCUGUUCCACCUGCAUUAUUCCAGACACUGAGUCGUGCAGGAGAUGAGUUCUCCAAUUUGUACCAGCAAGACUUCAGACAUAUCUCAGGGCUCCUCCACCUGACCCCAUCCACAGUUCGUCUUCGUUUUGCCGCUGUGGUGGAGGAGCUCUUUCAUGAUGGGGUAAAUUGGGGCAGAAUUGUGGCUUUUUUUGAGUUUGGAGGAGUCAUGUGUGUAGAGAGUGUGAAUCGUGAGAUGUCCCCUUUGGUGGAUUCCAUAGCUGGAUGGAUGACCGAGUACCUGAAUAGGCAUCUGCAGAACUGGAUCCAAGAACAGGGAGGAUGGGAGGCUUUUGUUGAACUAUAUGGAAACAGUGUUCGCCCUCCUUUUGAUCCAAUGUGGCCCUCCAUCAAGACCAUCCUAAGUAUUGCUGUAAUCGGAGCCUGCAUCACUUUAGGAGCCUACCUGGGAAACAAGUGAUCAUCUUUGAAGGCUUUUUCAUCUGAUGAGAUCACUUAAUAAAAAGAGACUGAUCUGUAUGGCUAAAGGACCAACUGUCAUAUCAGCUAUAACUGCCAAAGGAGGUUUAUUUCUUUAUUCUAGAGUUGUUUCCUUUUUUAUAAAAGAUUUAUUUAUUAAAGUUUUUGGAUUUCAAGCUAUGCCUCACCAUCCUGACCGUUACAUGUAGCACUUAACAAGUUAUUUUUUUUUCAUAGUUACUUUCACAUACAAGAUUCUAUUAUCACCUCCACGUAUUGUUUGGUUGCCUGAUUAUUGGUUGACUUACCACCAUUAAAAUUCCCACAUUUUGUUUUGUCUUAGAACAUUAAACCUAUUAAAAUUUCUUGCCAGUAUUUAUAUUCAGCUGUAUAAUUUAAUUGUGACUUUCAAGCUUCUUUAUAUUAAUAUUCCUUCCCAUAGUAAAAAGUUUGGUAGCCAUAGAUGGGAGCAGAUGAUCAGAAACGCCACAUAUGCCCUUAUUAUUCAUCUAGUAUUCUCUAGUACUAAGUUGGUUCUCUGGAAAGAAUCUGCUAUCAUCUUAGUCAUCUCUUAGCACCAUGUGCCUAACUAACUAGAGUUUCCAAUAGCCUUGCUUCAAGUAUCAUGAGUAAAUAGAAAUCGAGCACCAUCCAGGGAGCAGACAGUACUUUACUAUUACUACGUAAGUCACUGCAUUUUGAUCAGUAAUAUGGUAUAUACAGUGUACAUGCAUGGAAGUAUCUUGCAGAUCGCAUGUAAGAAACAGUGGACAGUUGGUCUGAUAAUUGCCACUCAAGGCAAAACGAUCACAAUGUAAUGCAGUGCUCUAGACAACUGAAAGACAGUGAUCAUCAACCAGUGGCUAUCAACCUCUGGUUGAGCAUCCAACCGAUGGACAGUGACCUCAUUGCCCAUCUCUUAAGAGUGAAGAGUGUCGUACUGCAAUUGAGACUGGCUUAUAUUUUGGCUAACCAAAUCUGAUCUGGCAACCAAACUGAUAAGGUUCCCUAGUUCACUCUAUCAUAUAUAACAUGUCAUGUAAGCUUACAUUAUGCUAUAAAAGGGGCUCAUUUCAGCUUUCUAAUUGCUUGGUUAGAAGUUAGAACUACUGUUAGUUUAAGUUCUAAGUUACUAAACAACCGAAUGUUGCAACCAAAAUGCAAUACAUUCUAAUGCAGAUCCAGGUGUGGUCUCCAGGUGAAAUGGGUCUGUCUGAGUCUAGCUAGCUAUACAUACAGUAACUGCACCUUAUGUAUUAAAAGGCCACUAUCAUAAAAAAUGUACUACUGAUCUUCCUAAAGGGUCUUAAUUAGAACAUAUAGCACUUAUCAGUUUUACACGGAAUACCAGUGUACAACUUGUCAUUUUACUGUCAAGAUCCAUCUUCAGGAUCUUAUGUGGGAUAUUCAGUAUCUUAAUCCAAAUGGAUUAUUGCUAAAACAGUACAGUAAAGCAGUAAGAUAUUUUUAAAUAUAAAUUAAAUAAAAUGGAGCAGAAGAUAAUGGAAAAUGAGAUGCAGCUGCUGUGCUUGACGCAUUGUAGGAACCAUUGAGGGCUGUGUUUCCAAUUAAAUAAAUCAAUUAGAAACCCAGUAUAUUACUGCUAACCAUAACAUAAUUCUGUUUCUUAAUCCUAUCCUGCCGGCCUGCCUGUUGCUGCAUUCAUGUAAAAACAGUAAUAAUAGCAUCCAUCUCUUCACGUAAGAUAAAACCAAUCUCUGCCUUUAAGGCACAAGCUAAGCCCUCAACCUUUUGACCAAACCCUACUUUUUUUAGUCAUAGGGUGUAUAUAUACUAAGACUGACAAUAGAAAUGUAUAAAUUUGACUCAUCAGAUUUGAGUCCAUGCUCAAAUAAUUGAAAUCUGUGCCAGCUAUGAGCUAGCCCAGAUUUGAGGUAUAAUUUACACCAAUUUAUGGUGUACCAUAAAUGUGGGCAGCCACAGAAGAUGAGAGAAGUGAAAAGUCACAUAAAAUCUAUGAUAAACAUGCCCCAGUAUAUUUAAUUUUUGUCAUUCUUUUCUAAGUUUUUAGUGUCCCUUCAUGGAAGCCCUUUAAGGGGGUGGUCUCAUUUGGGAACUAAAGAAGCAUCUGAUUGAAUUUUAAAAAAAGAGGUCUUCUGUUCAGAAAUCUAAUCUUUUAUCUACAGUGGCGAUCAGGUAAAAAGGUCCAACGUUGAGAAACCCCUUAGAGGAAAGAGUCAUAAGUAAUUAUGCAACAUAACCCCUGAUUGAGAGGCUUAGUCAUGAUAGUGUCCUUUUAAUGACAUGUUCAAUAGUGCAAUUUGUAUGUUUCCUAUAUAUUACGGUACAGGACAUUUAAAGGCUUGUAUGCUGCAUUACGUCUAUAGAUCUCAGUGCAUGCAAGUCAAACGUUAGUUUUCUUGAAAUAACUUAAUUCUAUGCUCCACAGUACACAUACGGCAUACAGAUUUUGGAAGUAGACUGUAUGUAUUCAUGUGGUUUCUAAGGAUUAAAGUGAACGACAUCACAGUGAAGUCUGAAUUGUAAAUGUCGGCGAAAAAAUAAUAUAGCUCCUUUAACUGCAUUGCGUAUAGAAGAAAAGGUGAACUAAACCAUAUUCACCAAUCAAAUACAGUCCUGGUGUUUUUUGUUUUUUUUUGCCAGGCUUGCACUAGACAGGUCAAUGCUACUGUUGAUUGGUUGUAUUGGUCCGCUGCAGACCUUGUACCCCAACGUAAUGCUGUUAAAUUAGCUGUACUGUCUUUUCUUCUGUUCACAUAUUUGUAACAUGUAGGGAAACAAUUGUGCAAUGCGACAGGCUAGAUAUGCAGACCUUAGUUGUCUCUAUACGGUGGCACGUAGAAAUUAGAGACAACAGUUGGGCCUACUAAUAUCAUGUCCUGGAGUCUUGUCCUAUAGAAGCCCUUACUUAUUUUACUCUGAAGCAUACUAUUUUUUAUUUCCAAAACUAGUAUACAUAUAUAUUUUUUUAAGAAAAGAAACAUAUUUUUGUUAUAAGUCUUUAGUUGUGACCUUCUUAGUAGUAGGGUCUAAAUAGCUUUCUUUUAAUAAAUCCUGAAGUCAAACUAGUUGACGCUAGCACCCGUAAUAACGAUAUUACUAUAUUUUCAGCUUAACUCCAUCUCUUAUAUGAAUAGAAUGUAUUCACCUGCAAGAGAGAAUUAACCAAAAAUUAAAACUAAGCAAUAAGGAGAGUAACUAAACAUGUACUUGGAGAAGUUAACCAUGUACAUGUUACUCCUAAUACUGGGUAAACCAGGCGGUUAUGGGAGCGUACCGGUUACCUAUAUUGUAUUCUGUUCUACAUACUAUGGAGAAAUUGUUAACCACCAAUGGUUCAUUCUACUAAAAUGACGCGUGAUCUGUUUGGCUACAUAAAUAAUAGAUCAACGCAGGUUUACAUGUGCAUGACCAAACACCACUUAAGGUUCCUUGUUGUAUCUUUAUGUUAUACUAACAGUAACCACAGGUAAGAAUGGGGCUGUUGAUUCAAUGUUUGUGCAUGCAAUCUCUGUACUGUGUAGUAGCCAAAAGUUGCAAUGUUCCCACGGUUCUGAUUGAAGAGAAACAUUGGCAUGCAGUAGUAAAGAGAGCACUAUAACUUUAUGUACCACACAGCCCCUAACAAGCAUGUACUAAUGUUGUGAUGGUGUUGGCAUUGUAAGUAUAGCAAACUAGAAAUAUAAUGGACCUUGUUUUAGCCGUGUAGAAGAAAUGCUGCUUCCUACCAGUGUGCAUCUCAGCCUUUUAUAUUGCUUUUGAUUGUUCCAACAAUUCAUUAAGUGUAUUACAUUUGUUUUUUAUUGUAACUUUUUUUUUUUUUUUACAUUUUCUAUAUUGUAAUGAACGUGGUGUGUUGAGAAGGUAUGAAAAUCAACUGUAAAUACUGUUGGUCCAGGUUAAUGUGUUUUAGUUUUUGCUGUUUGGAGGAAGACAGGAAAGAUAGGGAAUGUUUAGCAGUCCGUUUGAUUGUAGUUUUCUUCAGGUCUUACAUACUGAGAGAUCUGAAUACGUACCUGAAAAGUAACCACAACCCACACACUGGUGCUUACCCCCAACUAUGCCACGAUGAAUAUCAAUCCAUUGAUUGUGUUGGUAUGAAAGUAUCGCCUCCAUCCACUUCAAAUUGUUAUAGGUCAAACUGUUGAGGUGCACCAUAGUCCCCCAUGAGAACGUCAUCUGAGUAUUUUUCAAGUACAUUGUUUUGGGUGAACAGGUAAAUAUUCAUUAAAAAAUCUGUAUCAAGCCAAACUCCGUUUGUGUGGGAAGUCAACUUCCUAUUCCUUUUUGCAAUGAGUAACGCUGCAGAAGGUUUAUGUAAGGAACUGAUUUAGAAGGGGUUUUCUAGUCAUCAUUAUCUGAUCGGUAGGGGUCCAAAUCCCUGCAUGUCUGCCAAUCAGCUGUUUGAAGUGGCCACAGAACUUCUGUGAGCACUGUGGCCUUUUCAUAGGCCAGUGACAUCACAUUCAUAGGUCCCAUGACCUAACACUCGUCUCACUGCCAUUCAAGUGAAUGAGCCUGGGCUGUAAUACCAAGUACAGCCACUAUACAAUGUACAGCAUUGUGCUUGGUUAGCUGUGAGGAGACUCUUCAAACAGCUGAUCGUUGGGGUCUGGGAGUCAGACCUCCACCAAUGAGAUUUUCAUGACCUAAUAUGAUUAUAGAUUAUCAAUAUAGGAGUCCCAGAAAACUCCUUUAAGUUGUCCAUAGACAAAACCCCUGGCUGAUACCUCUGUAUCUUUACAAAAAAGACUAAUCUCCCCUUCUUCCAUUAUAAUAACUAACCCACUUAGUUUAGUUGAAUGGGUAUAGAGAGGGAGGGAUAUUGCUGACAGACAACAUUUUGUUCACCCAAAAGCUCUCCUAGUGUGUCACAGACAGCACCAACCACCAUACCUGAUACCAGGAUGUAGCAGUUUUAGCUCGGGAGGUUAAGAAUCCAUUUACACUUCCAAUUUUUUUUAAUUUUUUUGAGGAGGCAGACUUUUAGCAGAAAUCCAUACAUAAUGGUCUGGAGGUUUGUUUAUUUUUCUGAACCCUUCCAGAACCUGAGUUGAUCUAUAGUAACAUGAAGUAGCGAGUUCAUCAUUCUAAAUUCUGUUCACAUAGCUCCAGUUUCAGUUACAAUUUUAGAACUUAAUUAUUGAGAAGGAAAUUAUGUUUUCUCUCUUCCCACUGAUGCUACAGUGUACCCUUACCUUAAACACAAUUAACUGUCUCUCCCUUGGCUGGCGCUCCCUGUCUAAGGUUGUAGCUCGUGUUUACAAAGUUGUUGAGGGACCGGAAUCUUGGAGGCUUGAUGGCACCAGUGUGUUAACUUAAGAGAGUUAUUUAUCUUUCGGUGAUUUCAAUAUCAGAGUAUUCUUUAUUUUGUUACAUUUUAUAUGUGUAGCUAAAAAAAAUGUAGUAAACUGUGCUGCUAAACUGCCAAUAUAAUUUGAUUUUAUAUUGAUGUAUAUUUUUGAAGGACAGCUUAAGAAAGCUGUUUACAUAGGUUAAUAUGAAGUAUAUGACCUUGUUGUCAAACAUGCAAGGUAGUCAUCUUGUUCAGGAAUUAUCCUGGUCAUUAUCUCAGUAACAAUAUCUUCAUGAGCGAUAACUACAUUGUAAACCUUUAUUUUUCCAGUACUCUAUAGCAUAUUCUUAAAGGGGUUCUGUUUUAGGCAACCUUCUUUAGAGGAACUGUCACCUCAACUGACAUUUUAGUAAAUACUUAAUUUUACAUGAAAUGACAAUUCUGGAGCACCUAUUCCCAUGACUCUUUGUUGUUAAAUUUUUGAAUAAAUUGACAAUUGGGUGUUACCAGUUAGGGGUAUGUUCUUGCACAAUCUGACACUGUCCAAUCAAUGCUGGCAGUGGCAGACUGUGCAGGGAUACACCCCUUGCCUUUCCCCUGGUAAGACCUAGUUGUCAAUUUACUCAUAAGUUUAUAGUAGGAAUAUCAAAAGAAUGAUGCAAUAUACAAUAAAAAGAUGCUCCAGAAUUGUUAUUUAACGGGGAAAGCAAGUAGUUACUUAAACUUGUCAGGAGAGGUGAUUUAUCUGUUAAAUAAAAAUUAAAAAAGCAGGUCUUCCUGAGAUCAAUGGGUCCCCCACACCCGGGAUUAUCUGCUGUCCCCCCAGUAAAUCACACAAGAAAAAAAAACAAGCUUUAGACAUCACCUAGAUUUCAGUAGACCUCAAGAGCUGAGAUAUGCACAGGGGUGGGGAGAACCAUUCAUGGGACCCUCAUGUACUAGCUACACAUGCCCUAAUGGAAAAUUAGAAAUUGCGUUAUCUGGUCCAAAUACUGCAAGGAAGGACUAGGGAAAUGUUAUUUUGAGCUGGUAUUCAUUUCAUUCAUUUUAAGCCAUGUAUGCAGAAAUAUAAAACAUAUAUACGCAUAAUGCUGGGUCCACUAAGAAAAACUCUGUCACUAGACUCUCCAACAUUUUUUAAUGCUGUAUUUUGAGAUUUAAAUAUUUUGUCAGCUGCCUAAAAAUAAUUUCUGGAAUAAUCAUUAACACAGAGGCAGUAUUAUAAAGGGCUUCUGGCAGCUUAUACGUAUAGAUGCACAUCCUUUGGAAUAACUCUGUCUAUGGUAGCCAUAAGCGAAUGCACAUUCAUGUCCUAGGUGUUGGGCAUGUAGAUGCUUGCCUAGUAACAUUUUAUGAUUUUUAUGCUAAAUGUGGACUCUAGCAACUGGCGCUCUAACAUAGAAUAGGAUCAAAGUGUCAUUAUACACUGCCAGGCUCUCUACAGCUACUGUCACUUAACACAUUGUCUGCUCACACACUCUCAACAUCCUUACUAUACAAUGAGAUAAUGAUAUCCAGGUGUGCUGUUAAGCCUGAAAAAAAAAACUAUGAUUUCCAUGCAGCCAUAAGCCUCACCGUAUGACUUUUUUAUUUUUCUCUGAUCAUACAAUUACAUGUGUAUUAUAUAAUGAUAUUAUCACUGUUUAUUAAUAGUGUCUAUUUUUCAGGUUUAUUUAACAUCUUAUAUCCAUACAUACUGGUUUUAGUAAUCACCCACUUGCUUUUCCUAGCUUUGAAUUAUGAAGGUGUGUAAUGUAUCAUAUUGUCCAAUGCUUUUGUCAAAUGUUCAUUGUACAGUAUAUCAUGUAAACAUUGUUGUUCAUUGUAGCUUUAUUGGUACAUUAUAGACUACCUGCCGUCUAAACUAGUCUUUCAAUGAUGUUGAACUUUAUUUUUAACUGACAAAGGUACAGUAGUAGCCUAAAUUGGUAUUGAUGUAUCUCCAUCAUACCUCUUGUCAAUCUUGCCAUAUGCUAGACACCUAACAUUGGCCCUUGGUCUGGGAGACGGAGAAAUUCUAUAAUUCGUUUUUUGUUUUGUUUUUUGUAGACAAUGAAGCAGAAAUGUAUAGAUAAGUACACUUCCCAAGAAACAAUAAAUGCCUGAUGUUAGGAGAGUGUUCUUUACAGCAUAGACUGAGACCCUCUAGGUGAACCUUUACUAUCAUUAAUGAUCAGUCCAACAUUGAGUUCAUGAACUAGCGCCAAGCAAUUGCAUAUCCAAAAUCGUACUUUUUUCACCGUUCGCGUUUUCUUUAUCAACAAAUAUCAUAAGCUCUCAGCAUACACUACUAGAUGGCCAUUUUUGAGGGUAGGGUUACAAACGAAGGACAUCCAGAAUGUUCCUCUGGUAGAUGUUACCUUUAAAAUCACAAAUGGCUGGUUUAUUUGUUUUUGCCCUUCUGUAGCUAGAUUUCCAUUGCCCCAAGUCUUUGGAGAAUUAAAGUUUACAACAUCAGCUAGCUAUGUUUUGAUAAACCUUUGUAGAACUUAUUGACUUUAAUAAUAGUAAUAAUAUGACCUGACAUAAUGGGGCAUAAUGUCAAUUUGUGACCAAUUAAUAUUAGUCACAAAGUUUCCCUCAUAUCAAAAGGUAAGCAGCUGAUCUAUAUGAAAGAGUUGCUGAAAAGCAUAUCAACAGUUAAAACAAUAGCAGACCUCUAGCGAGAACUUUUAGUUGCAUAUUUGACAUUGAAGUUGUCACACUAUCAGUUUUUAAGGCUGCCAGUAGACAUGUCAUUACAUCAUGAAUAGCUGAGGUUCAACUGCAAGGAUCCCACUAAGCGUUAAGUCAUGACUUCAGUCACAAGUUUAAUAGGCAGGGUUGGCCAUGCACAGACUUACUGGCUAAGGGAUAUACACAAAAUGCAGUGAGCUUGCAAAGCUAUCCCACCUCCCAUUCUUUUCACUGGGGACAUGUUCCUCCAAAACCAGGCCAUUUGCUCUUGGGAUUGGUGUAGUUUGCAUAUGUUAGAUCCUUACGGAUCACACAUUUACAGUAUGACUAUAGGUGGCUGUAUAUCUUAGAUGCCCCGCUAUACAUGCAUACUGUCUCUGAGCAUGUGAGUAAAGGAGAAUAAGCCUCUGUCAGACACCUCUGGUAGUGACUUAUCUUCUGCUGGAACAAAGGAUUGGCUAUAUGUUGAAAUCCAUUGUACAUAAUCUUUCCCUUGACAUCUGCCAUCAGUAGAGUCGGGACACCCCCAAACACAUUAGAUAGUUGUCCGGCCCCACCAAAAUCAAUGGGUUUGGUGGACAUUCAUCUAAUUUGUAUGGGCACCUUGACAUUCCGUAAAAGCAAUCUUAGGAAAAGACAAAAUAAAAUGAAAUCCCAUUAAGUGAUGGUAAUAUUGUCAAGGGCAAACUUAGAUUAGGGCUCCACUGGUCAAUAUACAUCUUAGGUGUUGGUGGAUUUAUAUGCUGUAAGGCUAAUAAGUAUAGUAUAGUAAUUUACUUAUUUCUCCUGCAUCAUUGACCGUAUAACCAUUUUGGAUUUUCAGCACCACCUAGUAUUCACGUCUCCUCUUCAUGUGUCUGUGCCAUUACUAUUAUUAUAACAGUUUGGCCAGGAUUACAUACAACCACAUGUCCAGUUGAUCUCCACUGUGCGAACUAACUAUAAAUGUGUACAUAGCCAAGACCAAUGUUACAAAGUUACAUCAACUGCAUGACUUUCCUUUCUGCUUCAUUGUCUGCUAUGUUAUUGGGUACCCCUCUUUAAUAUGUUCAUGACACCAGAGCUGGCUGUAUGUUUUCAGGGGGAAAAUAAGAUCAUGUUUCAUUUCAACCAUAAUAAUUAUAGUAAGUCUUUAAAAGGAUAAUAUUUGCAAUGCAAAGUGAAGAGCAGGCGGAGAAAUGACUAAAUAAAGAACCCACUCCCCUUUCAAAGCCAGUGCCUUUUAUCAGGUCGUGUGCCUUACAUGAACAGUCUUAAAGAAAGGAGUAAAACACUUUACAGGGGAAGGAAUUUGCAGGUUCAAGUGUAUGCGCAGUAACCAGAUCUGUAGUCAUUGUAUAUUGUAUUGUCCUCACUUACAUAUUGUAACAUUGUACUACCACUUGUAUCUGUUUGUGUGUGUACAUAAUUAUAUCUUUUUUGUAAUGUAUGUGUAAUGUAGCUUUCGUUUGCAUCUUGACUGUAAAGCCAGAUUUUGCUUUAUGGAAAUGUAUGACAUGAUGAGCUUUGCGACUUUUAUGCAGCAAUAUGUAGAUUUUGUUUUGAGUACACUGUUUUAAAAUGAGAAAUUUCAUUAAAAUUGUGUUUGAUCACA
Bufo gargarizans (Asiatic toad) is the source of this 11136-nucleotide messenger RNA. RefSeq names its product BCL2 apoptosis regulator (gene BCL2). The transcript is spliced from 3 exons. The record is from RefSeq and is a predicted model, not a curated record. Gene Ontology annotation, molecular function: protein heterodimerization activity; protein homodimerization activity. Gene Ontology annotation, cellular component: mitochondrial outer membrane. Gene Ontology annotation, biological process: negative regulation of intrinsic apoptotic signaling pathway; intrinsic apoptotic signaling pathway in response to DNA damage; extrinsic apoptotic signaling pathway in absence of ligand. The coding region runs from base 702 to 1589 and encodes 295 amino acids. Lineage: Eukaryota; Metazoa; Chordata; Amphibia; Anura; Bufonidae.